This is a messenger RNA of Pleuronectes platessa (European plaice), 2949 nucleotides long. RefSeq names its product dehydrogenase/reductase (SDR family) member 7B (gene dhrs7b). Gene Ontology annotation, molecular function: oxidoreductase activity. NCBI's taxonomy places the organism in Eukaryota, Metazoa, Chordata, Actinopteri, Pleuronectiformes, Pleuronectidae. The coding region runs from base 119 to 1054 and encodes 311 amino acids. The transcript has 7 exons. Gene Ontology annotation, cellular component: membrane. The record is from RefSeq and is a predicted model, not a curated record.
GCGGGCUUCCGGUCGUCGGGUUCCGGAGAGGCAAACCCGGAAGUUCUCCCGUCACCCUGUCCCGCUGCUGCGGUUCAGAACAGUAACAAUCAUCAGGUCUCGGGGGGGUCUGUGAGCCAUGGAGCGGGUCACAGGAGGAGGGAUGCUGCCGCUGGCUCUAGCGAGUGUCGGGGUCUGGGUGUUGUACCGGAUCCUUUCCCGCCUCAGACCAGGAGCCGCUCUGCAGGACGUGGUGGUGGUCAUCACAGGGGCCAGCUCCGGACUGGGGAAAGAGUGUGCGCGGGUGUUCCAUGCUGCGGGUGCACGGCUGGUUCUGUGCGGUCGAGACGCAGCCCGUCUGCAGCAGGUCGUCCAGGAGCUCGCUGCAAGUUCAACAGGCGCCCAGCAGAAGACUCACGUUCCCAGAAUGGCCGUGUUCGACCUGGCUGCCUCGGGCACGCUGGACAGCGCUGCAGAGCAGAUCCUGAAGUGCUAUGGACAAGUGGACGUCCUCAUCAACAACGCCGGAAUCAGCUACCGUGGUAACAUCCUGGACACCCAUCUUUCGGUUCAGCGGGACGUCAUGGAGACAAACUACUUCGGCCCUGUGGCUCUGACUCAGGCCCUCCUGCCCUCCAUGGUCCGCCGGCGUAGCGGCCACAUCGUGGUCAUCAGCAGCGUCCAGGGCAAGAUUGCCAUCCCAUACAGAUCCGCCUAUGCAGCCUCUAAACACGCCACCCAGGCUUUCUUCGACUGCUUACGGGCAGAGAUCGAGUGCUACGGGAUUCCAGUGAGUGUGAUCAGCCCCGGUUACAUCCGAACCAGCCUGUCUCUCAAUGCCGUCACCGGGGACGGCUCCAAGUACGGAGUUUUGGACAAAACCUCAGCCAUGGGUCGGGAUCCCAGAGACGUGGCCCUGGCAGUCCUGAAGGCCGUCCGUCAGAGGAGCAAAGAUGUGGUUUUAGCAGAACCUCUGGCCACCCUGGCCGUCUACCUUCGCACGCUGUGGCCCGCGCUCUUCUUCAAACUCAUGGCCUCUCGCGCUCGCAAGGAGCAGAAACCGAAAGAUGGAUGAGGAACGAUCGCAGCUGCAGAUAAAGUUUGUGUCACACGGACCAAAACAUUAAACUGACAGCACAGCACACGGAGGCCAAAUGGACAUGUUUGAAGUGCUUCUAGCAGAAAAUCUGAAACUUGACCAGACUGUGUUGUCCAUUCAUUUCAGGAAUUAAGCUAGUUAUCAAUAACGCUGCUUUAAAGUCAACUGGUAAACUUUCCUGUGACAACAUUGUGAGGCCGUUUCCUGAACUGACUCCAUGACAUGGACGCUGCAGGACAAGGGAUUAUUUUGGUUUACUAGUUGUAUUGUUUUGAUGGAAGAUAAAAAAAAAAUUGUUAUAUGCAGACCACAGCGAAACCACUCAUGUCUCCCUGGAACCGAUGACAACACUUAACCUUGAUAAACAGAAUGGAACUCAGUAAAGUACACACCUCCACCAAGGCCCAACAUCCCCUUGAAUCCAAUUUGAUUUAUUCAGUUUGCACACACACAUGGAUAUCACUCAUAUUCCCUAUUUAUAUUCAUCAAGCUCCAUGGUGGAGGUAAUGACCCAAAGGCUUCUCUGUAACUUGUAACAUUUGAACUUGUUUUUAUCACAAAUUAAACACAAUGAAUACAAGAAACAAUGAGCCAUUUUUUUUUAUAACUAUCUUUAUACAGAGAAUAAAAACACCUUUUACAAACGGAACAUUUUAAACAACAGGUUUUUUCGUUUUUAGACGUCUUAUUAAGUUAAAGAGAAAACAUUUUUUCAGAAAUGUUUCCAAUAAAUAGUCCAAAUAACAAUUUACAAUAUGUUACAAAAGCGCAGUCAAUACUGGAAUUGCCAUUUGUACAAAUAAAUCCUUGAACAAAACAAACCAAAAAGCAAAAAAAGCCAGAUUCAAAGACAAAACCUGCUGUUUAUUUCUUCAUGAAGAACAUCUUCGUCGUUUCUUUUCUGGUGUGAGGAGAUGAAACCUUUUUCAAACGUCUCUAACGAGUGAGAGCCACGACAGGGUUUUAAAGCGUAGCGUCAAAACCAUGGAGGGAGCUUUAAAUCCCAUUUGUGGAAUGACCAGAAUUCUCCCAACAAUUCACACGAACAGCGACGAAGUUAAAACCUGUUGAUGAGGCAAUAUGUGUGAAAUACUGCAUAUCGAUGAUGCUGGUAAUUGAAAUUCAGAGGCUGGAGUUAACGUGGUACAUUUGUAGUCCCUGUGAACAACAGAGAAACUACAUCAACGGAGUAAAACAAAAUAAAAAAGAGCAUCAGGUUCAGAGCGGCCUGAGGUGAGAGCGACGAUGGCCCAGUGUUCAGUAUCAACACUCAUCAAUGGACAAUGUAAAAUCAAGAGUGACUUUAAAACUUAGUAUGAGCGGAGUGUCAACUACAGCCUCAGUGUUUGAUUUCCUAAUAUACUUCUUAUUUCAACUGGAGUGUGAUAUUAACUGAAAUGUAAGUCAGACAUUUUAAAUUUAAAAUGAAUGCAAUUCAAUUUAAAACAAAUAUGUAAAAGUGAAAAUUACAGCUGCUCAUUUUUUGACUGAAAAAUAGUAAAAUGAGCACUGUUACUUAAUCUGUAGCUGAGUCCAAACGCCAUGUUAUUCAAACUACAAUGUCUGAGUAUAUCAUUAAUAUGUAAAAAUGAGAAACCGCAGCUGAAAGUUAAAUAUAUGAAGUUAAUAUAUGAAGUUAUUUCUUAGCGAACAACAAACAAACCUAAAGGCUGUUUUCUUAAUUAUAAUCUGGAAACACGUUAAAAUCUAUGAAAAUGUAAUGGCGGCAUCGGGACGAUGAUGUUUUAAACUCCACAAGAAAUUCAGAUAAAGAAAUUCAAGGAAGCAGCUGCAGACGAUCACAUCUUUAGUGCGGCCAUCAAACGUAUCCAAGCAACAGAAGCUGCCAUUUUGCACUUGGGUGUAAUAAA